UCCGUAUGUAGUCACUUGUUGAAAUCUCUAGAAAGACAAAUAUUUAGGAAUGGAGGGAGUAGCUAACUAUGUAUGAAAUGACAGUUUUUUCUACUGUGAAUAUUGAAUGCAGUAUACAGAGAAAAAUAGUAAAGCAAAUCUGAUGUUCCAUUUCAUGGGUGAUAUUUUAUCUGCAGCUCUUUUGUGCUUUAUUGCCCAGAUAUCCAAUAUGGCAGAGGUGAUUAUAUCAAGCCUUGCAAUCUCAGUUCUCCGAAAGGCCACAUCUUCUGGCAGUGAAUGGGCCGUUAAUGAGUUCAAGUCGUCCUGGAAUAUCAAGAAAGAGCUUGAAAAGUUGGAAAGGUCACUGAGUUCCAUCUGUGGUGUUCUUGAAGAUGCCGAGGGCAAACAGUCAACUUCUCAUGCUCUUAAAGAGUGGUUAGACAAUUUGAAGGAUGCAGUCUACGACAUAGAUGAUGUUCUGGAUGGCGUGGCCACCCGAGCUCUAGAGCAAAAGGUUCAUACAGGAUUCUUCAUUCGAAUGAGCCACAUGCUUGCUUUUCCAUUCAAAUUGAGCCACAUGAUAAAAGAUGUCCGUGAAAAACUUGAUGAGAUAGCAUCCAACAGAUCAAAAUUUGGAUUAACAUGCCAUCUAAUUGGUAACCAUGUAUCCAGGUGCAGUAACAGGGAAACACAUUCCUUUAUUAAUGAAAAAUAUAUUAUUGGAAGAGAUGAUGCUAAAGACAAUAUUGUCAAAGUUAUAUUGACUGCUGCAAACUCAAAUUCUUUGUCUGUGCUUCCUAUAGUUGGUUUGGGAGGGAUAGGAAAAACUGCAUUGGCCAAGUUGGUAUACAAUGAUGCACGGACUAGCAAGAAGUUUGAAAGGAAGUUAUGGGCAUGUGUCUCUGAUGUAUUUGAUCUUCACAAGAUCUUAGAUGACAUAAUACAAUCUGGUACCGGUGAAAGCAACAAACAACUAAACCUGGAAAUGUUACAGCGCAAGUUGCGCGGGAUUUUACAGGAGAAGAGAUAUUUUCUUGUACUUGAUGACAUGUGGAAUGAUCAAGUUUCUGACUGGGAAGAGUUGAGAAGCCUGCUUUCCAGUGGUGGUAAUGGAAGUGUGAUUGUAGUCACCACGCGCAGUUCAAAUGUUGCAUCCCUGGUGAAGACCCUGGAACAAUAUGACGUUACAAAAUUACCACAUGAUGAGUGUAUGGAAGUAUUUGUUCGGUGCGCAUUCAGAGAUGGUAGUGAAAAAGACCCCAAGUUGCUAAAACUGGGGAACUCCAUUGUUAAAAAAUGUUGUGGUGUUCCUUUGGCAGCAAAGACACUGGGUUCCCUGUUGUGUAAUAGUCGAAAUGUUGAAGAAUGGCGGCGCAUCGACGAAAACAAACUGUGGAACAUUGAGGGAAGCAUAAAUGGUAUCUUGACAGCAUUAAAAUUGAGUUAUGAUGCACUUCCGCCUCAUCUGCGAGCGUGUUUCGCUUGCCUAUCAACUUUCCCGAAGGACUACCAUAUGUUUACGAAUCACCUUGUUAUGUUCUGGAUGGCAUUGGGGUUGUUGCACCGGGGCAGUGAAAGCCAUGAGACGUUAACUAAUGGAGCAAAAUACUUCCAUGAACUUCUUGAUAGGUCCCUUUUACAAGACCAAUAUAUUCUUUACGAUGGCAGCAUUCAGAAAUGUAAAAUGCAUGAUCUCGUUCAUGAUCUAGCAAUAUCGGUGUCCAGAAAUGAGUGUGCUCUUGUUAGUUGUGAAAAGGUUGCAGUGUCUGAAAGAGUUAGGCAUCUAGUGUGGGACCGCGAGGACUUCUCAGUGGAUCUGAAAUUUCCUAAGCAGCUGAAAAGGGCACGUAAGGCGAGAACAUUUGCAAGCAGAUACAAUUAUGGUACCGUGAGCAAAGCCUUCCUCGAGGACCUAUUCUCUACAUUCACACUCCUGCGUGUCUUGAUUUUCUCUUAUGUUGAAUUUGAAGAGCUACCGAGUUCAGUUGCAAAUCUGAGGCAUCUGAGGUACCUAGAUCUACAAUGGAACAAGAAAAUCAGAAUCCUACCGAAUUCCUUAUGUAGAUUGGUGAAUCUACAAACAGUUCAUCUUGGCCGGUGCAGCCAAUUUGAUGAGCUACCAGGACGUAUGGAUGAACUUGUCAACCUUACGUUCUUGGUCCUCACGUCAAAACAAAAGAAUUUACUAAAAAGUGGGUUUUGUGGUUGGUCUUCCAUGACAUUUCUAUAUUUGAGCGGCUGCACCGAGUUAGUAUCACUCACAGAAGGAUUUGGUAGCCUCACUGCUCUCCGAGAGUUGCUCAUCUUCAACUGCCCAAAGCUCGCUUCUCUCCCCUCUUCCAUGAAGCAGCUCUGUGUGCUUGAGAAGUUGGUGAUUAGUAACUGCCAAGAGCUUGAUCUGAUGGAACCAGUAGGAGCCUUGAGUGGGCUGGGAAGCCUACAUGUGCUUACUCUCGUUGAGCUUCCAAAGCUCGUGGGCUUUCCAGAGAGCUUCAAAUCUUGUGUGUUAUCUCUUCAGUUUGUCCUGAUUCGCGAUUGCAAAGGGCUUGAGAAGCUGCCGAGCUUCAUUCGAGAUUUCACUUGUCUUAAGAAAAUUUUAAUUCAGGACUGCCCUAAGUUGAGCAGGAGAUGCACGGCUGAAUCCGGGGAGGAUUAUCAUCUCAUCCGCGGUAUCCCUGUCAUACACAUCGAUGGAGACACUUGUGAAGGGAGACACGAGGCUCUAACAAGCACAUAUAUCAUAAAUCCUGAUGGAAGAAAUGCGUGAAGAAGUUCAUAUUCGGAAUGAGCUCUCAGCUGAGCGCGCACCCUGUCAGUGGAUUCCUUACAGUGUCGAUUAGGUUAUUUCUUCUACAUGUAUUUGCAACAUCUGUAACACUGCUAUUUGUAUUGACUAAGAAUAAGCUGGACAAACGGGGUUUUUAUUUGUUUUGUGGUUUAUAUGCU
Messenger RNA from Triticum dicoccoides, 2925 nucleotides. RefSeq names its product putative disease resistance protein RGA4. Bases 107 to 2746 code for a protein of 879 amino acids. NCBI's taxonomy places the organism in Eukaryota, Viridiplantae, Streptophyta, Magnoliopsida, Poales, Poaceae. The record is from RefSeq and is a predicted model, not a curated record. The transcript is spliced from 2 exons. Gene Ontology annotation, molecular function: ADP binding.